Molecule: messenger RNA, 7059 nt
Organism: Ornithorhynchus anatinus (platypus)
Lineage: Eukaryota; Metazoa; Chordata; Mammalia; Monotremata; Ornithorhynchidae
Gene: ANO8
Product: anoctamin 8
Exons: 17
Coding region: 417-3716 (1099 amino acids)
Biological process (GO): chloride transmembrane transport
Cellular component (GO): plasma membrane
Molecular function (GO): chloride channel activity
Source: RefSeq, a predicted model, not a curated record
GCAGCAGCAGCAGCAGCAGCUGUGACUAGCUUUGCUUCCUUUGUCUCCUCCUCCAGUUUCUCCUCGCCCUUCUCCUCCCGGGUUCUCGGAGGCUUGGGCGGGUUGGCCGCGUCAAGAUCAGCCGGGCAGACAGCUGGCACGCACGGGGCACGAGCGGGCACCGGAGCCCGCAGAGGGGCAGGAGGGGCGCCUUCGACACCCUGUGCCCUGCCCGUCCCCCAUCCCCCCCCAACCCCUCUCGCCUUCCGCAGCCCUAAUGACCCUGCAGCUGCCCGGCCCGGGCUGCCCCACGACCUCUCCUCUUCCUCCUCCUCCUCUCCCGCCUCCUCUGCUCUGAUCACCCCGCCGGCGAUGCCAGCCCAGUUUUCUUGAUCCGGAUUCUCCCGAUACCCUCCCCGCCCGCCCAAUUUGCCGAGAUGCCCGAGACAGGAGCCGGGGGCUCCCAGGAGGGCGAACGGGGUAAACGCGCCCAGGCGGAUGGAGAGCGAGAUCGGGCCGAACCGGCUGCGGCGGCUGGAGUCCUGGAUAAGCUAUUUGGGAAGCGGCUGCUGCAGGCUGGACGCUACAUCAUGUCCCACAAAUCCUGGAUGAAGACGGUGCCCACCGAGAACUGCGAUGUGCUCAUGACCUUUGCAGACACAACCGAUGACCACACGCUUCUCUGGCUCCUCAACCACAUCCGCCUGGGCAUCCCCGAACUCAUCAUCCAGAUCCGCCAUCACAAGCACACCCGCGUCUACGCCUUCUUCGUCACCGCCACCUAUGAGAGCCUGCUCCGCGGGGCCGACGAGAUUGGGCUGCGGAAGCCUGUGAAGGCUGAAUUUGGGGGUGGGACCCGUGGCUUCUCCUGCGAGGAGGACUACAUCUACGAGAACAUCGAGAAUGAACUUUUCUUCUUCACUUCCCAGGAACGACAGAGCAUCAUCCGCUACUGGCUGGAGAAUCUGCGGGCCAAGCAGGGCGAGGCCUUGCACAACAUCCACUUCCUGGAGGGCCAGCCUAUCAUCCCCGAGCUGGCCGCCCGCGGAGUCAUCCAGCAGGUGUUUCCCGUGCAUGAGCAGCGGAUCCUAAACCGGCUGAUGAAGUCCUGGGUGCAGGCUGUCUGCGAGAACCAGCCCCUGGAUGAGAUCUGCGACUACUUUGGGGUGAAGAUUGCCAUGUACUUUGCCUGGCUGGGAUUCUACACCUCCGCCAUGGUGUACCCUGCAGUCUUCGGCUCCAUGCUGUACACCUUCACCGAGUCGGACCAGACCAGCCGGGACAUCUGCUGCGUGGUCUUCGCCAUCUUCAACGUCAUCUGGUCCACCCUGUUCUUGGAGGAGUGGAAGCGUCGAGGGGCAGAAUUUGCCUAUAAGUGGGGCACCCUGGAUACCCCGGCGGAGUCCAUAGAGGAGCCACGGCCGCAGUUCAGGGGCAUCAAGAGGAUCAGCCCAGUGACUAAUGCAGAAGAGUUCUACUAUCCCCCCUGGAAGCGGCUGCUGUUCCAGCUGCUGGUCAGCCUCCCCAUCUGCCUCGCCUGCCUCUCCUUUGUCUUUCUCAUCAUGCUGGCCUGCUUCCAGCUGCAGGAGUUUGUGCUGAGUGUGAAGGGGCUGCCCCGCCUGGCCCGCUUCCUGCCCAAGAUCACGCUGGCACUCAUUGUCACCGCCUGCGACGAGGUCUACAAGAAACUGGCCUACUGGCUCAAUGACAUGGAGAACUACCGUCUGCAGAGUGCCUACGAGAAACACCUCAUCAUCAAAAUCGUCCUGUUUCAGUUUGUAAAUUCGUACUUGAGCCUUUUCUACAUCGGUUUCUACCUCAAGGACAUGGAGAGGCUGAAGGAGAUGCUGGCGACGCUGCUCAUCACCCGCCAAUUCCUCCAGAACGUCAAGGAGGUGUCCCAGCCCCACCUGUAUCGCAGGUUCAAACGCGGUGACCUGAACCUGCAGGCCGCCUGGGAGAUGUCCCGCACCCUCCUCCGUCUCCUCAGCCAGAGGUACCAGGCCCCCCACAGUCCUGAGCCCCGACCAGGAGAGCCGGGGGCUGGCCCACCCGAGCCGGCGGCCGAGGAGGGAGGCGGCAAGAAGUGCCUGAACGGAAGGUGUGGAGUCCCAGAGGAGGAAGAAGAGGAGAAGCAACUGCGGGCGGCAGGGGAGGAGGACGAGGCGGGCAAGGAGGUGGAUGAGGAGGAGGACGAGGAGGAGGACGAGGACGAAGAGGAGGAGGAGGGUUUGCCAGACUGCGGGCUGAAGCUGAAGAAGGUGAGCUUCAUCGAGAGAACGGAGAGGCACAGCGAGCCCGGCUCCCUGGGGCCUGAGAGCCUGCUGGAGGAAGGCAGCCCCACCAUGGUGGAGAAGGGCAUGGACCCGGCCUCCGUCUUUGAGCUAGAUGAGGAUGAGGCCGAGGGCCCUACGGGCAGCCCCCUGCGGGAGCCCAGGGAAACGACCGUCACUCUGAGGCCCCGCCGGCGGCGGCGGUGGCAGCGGCGGCGGGAGGAGGGGCCGGAGGAGGAGGAGGGGCCGGAGGAGGAGGAGGAGGAGGAGCAGCGGCGGCACAAACAGAAUCGGGCCUCCUGGAUCGACCCCCCUGACGAGGACUAUUCCCCGCAACUGACCCAAGCCGAAGUGGAGAGCUGCAUGAAGAAAUAUGAGGACACGUUUCAGGAUUACCAGGAGAUGUUCAUUCAGUUUGGCUACGUGGUCCUCUUCUCCUCGGCCUUCCCGCUGGCUGCCAUGUGCGCCCUGGUGAACAACAUCAUUGAGAUCCGCAGCGAUGCCUUCAAGCUCUGCACCGGGCUGCAGCGGCCCUUCGGCCAGAGGGUCGAGAGCAUCGGCCAGUGGCAGAAGGUCAUGGAGGUCAUGGGAGUUCUGGCCAUCGUGGUUAACUGCUACCUGAUUGGCCAGUGUGGCCAGCUGCAGCGUCUCUUCCCCUGGCUCAGCCCUGAGGCAGCCAUCAUCUCCGUGGUGGUGCUGGAGCACUUCGCACUUUUCCUGAAGUACCUCAUCCAGGUGGCCAUUCCCGACAUCCCUGCCUGGGUGGCUGAGGAAAUGGCCAAGCUUGAGUACCAGCGCCGGGAGGCUUUCAAGAAACACGAGCGCCAGGCCCAGCACCACUACCAACAGCAGCAGCGGCGCAAGCGGGAGGAGGAAGAGCGGCAGCGGCACGCCGAGUACCACGCCCGCAAGGAGCGGGAGGCCAGCCGGGAUGAGGGCCGGGCCGAGGGUGCAGGGCAGGACCCGGCCCCCGAGAAGGCCCCGGCCAAGGGCAAGGGUGGCAGCGCCCACAGCGCCGACAAGCCCAAGCGGCCCAGCUCCCUGCUGGCCGGCAACAACGUCCUGAAGCUGAAGCAGAUCAUCCCUCUGCAGGGCAAGUUCUUGUCCUCGGGGGGUGGGGGGGGCGGCGGCAGUGGCGGCACCACCCACGCGGGCGCCUCGGUCCGUUCACCCCAGUCCCCCACUGCUGACACCAAGCUGCCCGGCUUCCUCAGCUUCAAGUUCCUCAAGUCGCCCGAGCCCAAGCGCGACCCAGAGCGCACCCAGUCGCCCACCAAGUCCUUCCACCCAGGCAAACUCUUUAACUUCGGGGGCAAGUCCGAGGGCGGGGGCAACGGGGCGGGGGGCCAGCUCCGGUCCGAGGGCCCCCCCAGCAGAUCCCAUCUCAACGGGGUGGCCGUUGAGGGCAGCGGGGAGGAGCCUGAGAUCUGGGCCCAGGAGGACAGCUCCAGCCAUAAACUUUAACCCGGGGAAGAGGGGUGGAGGGAGACGGGAACUGGGCUUUGGGGAGAUGUGUGGAGGAGGGCAGUUAGUCAUCCUCCCCUCCCUUCGCCCCACAAGGUGUGGCCCCCGAGGGAGUGGAAGGUUUGGCGGGGGAGGAGGAGGAUGGGGGGCUGCUUCCAAUCCUAGCCCUCCCUCCCCCUUCUCCCCACCUCAAAUUGCAAUACAUAGGGCUGGGGGGCAGGGAGGACCGGGGGCUGAGCUGGGAGACUCUAGCGGGUCAGCCAGCCUCAUUCUCCGCCCACCCUAUCUCCCAGAAGCCGCAGGCUCGGCAGCCUCCCCUCCCUGAAGGGUUGGCCCCAGGGUUUUUCCCGUCUUCCCGCCCCUAGCGGGCAGCGGUUACUCCCCUCUCUCCCGACCCCGCCCGCCUCGUGCAGUCCGGUGAAGCCGGCGAUGGUAGUGUUCUUCUCGAUGUCUUGUCUCCCGGGGUGGCCUCGGCCCCCCCGCACCAAGGGCUGUGUGUGUGUGCACCACGUCUGUGUUGUAUGUGUGAGGAAAUGCUAGUCGAGGCGCCACCGGGGAGACUCCCCCCGAGCCCUGAGCGUGCCACCUCUCUUCUCUGCCCCUGGGCCCUGCACCCCUCCCAUCCCCAUCUCCCCCAGAGCCCUGGCCCCAAACUCCAUAUGCAUGGUGACAUUUCUUGCACUAUAGGCCCACCUCUUCAGCUCCAUGCUCCUCCUUUAGCCAGCUUUCUCGGGGUGUGGAGGGCAGCCCCCCUCUCACCUCUAUGCAAACCCCGGGUUGCUGUGUCCCUUCCCUCCUGCUCCUUGGCUGGGGGGUGGGGCGGGGGGCCUGGGGCCAAAGGCACCGUUGCUGUAUAGACCUGCAAUAAGCAUCUCCCUGGGAGAGGGUGAGGAGCAUGGGAGGGGGAAAACAGAGGGCAGAGGGAGGGGGCUGUGGGCUAAGGGGAGCUAUCCCCCAGAGAAACUAAGGCUUAGGGAGAUUUAGGGCCCUGGUCGGGAGGCUGGGCUGAGUCUUGGGCUGGAUGCAGGGACCUAGCCCCAGAUUCUGCCCCCGCUGGGGUCCGGGGGUGAGGGGAAUGGGCCCCUGGCUGAGCCACUCUGGCGCCCCCUUCCUGGGCAGCAGGAGCCAGGGCCACUGGGGCCCACUGACACUGGUCCUGCCCUUGCCCACUCAGGACACGAAACUCACCCCUCACUCCCCUCUCCUUGAGUCAAGAGUGGAGUGGAAGCCCCAGGGCCUGCUCUGCUCCUGCACUAGGAGAGAAGGGGGGGGGGGGCUAUCUCAGGAUUCACACUAUUUGGGUUGUGACAUUGUUUAAAAAAAAAAGUGGCCAGGCAGUGGGAACUUGGGGGUUGGACAGGGAGGGUCAUUUGCUAAGUGGGCCAGCACUCUUGUGCUGUCUGAGACCUUUGAGGAGACCUAAGAGCAAAAAAGGAAAUGGGGCUGGUUUGCAGCAGGAGGGCCUGAUGUUAGACAGCAAGAACUUCCUGUCUAAGGGAUGCUAGUCGUGUGUGUGUUGGGGGGACCUCCUUGCUUGAGAACUUUAAGAAGAGAAUCACGCCCUCCCCUCCCCACCUGGUUUAUCACACCUCUGAAGGCAGGGGUUGGAGAAGAUGACCUCAAAGGUCUUUUCUAGUAGUAACCAAUCCAUUGGAGGGCUCCUUUCCCCCCCAAGCCUAUGUCUAGAAGCAAUAAAGCCCUCCUGGGGGGGAGGGAGGGAAAGAGGGAAUUGUGUAUGGAGGGGGACAGGCAGUCAGUACCUGGGGGCAGUUGGGCCAGCCAAACUGUCUGGUUCCCUGACAUAAGGAGUCACGGUGGGAUCUGCGCUCUUCCUUGGCAACCCCACGCCCCUACCCCCAGCUACUGCUACUGCUGGGAUGGUGGGACUGGAAAGGGGCACCCCCAGGGGAAGCCAUGAAGCCUCUAGGCUAUGCCAUCCGUUAACCAGGAAGGGUGCGGGGGAGGGCUCCCACUCCUCAGUCUAUGUGCCUGAAUCCUCUCCCCCUCUUCUGCUUCAAACUGGGUGACCCAGGUCAGCCUAGGAAAAGUCCCAGCCGGCUCCUCCCCCUCCGGGGCUCCGGUCAGCCAGCCCCGGCUGGCCCAUCUCUUUCUGCCUUUAGCCCCAGACUGGCCCCCGGGGCCAUUUGGCUGUCGGCACUGAGAGCGGCUCAAACCUACCCCGUCACAGCUCAGCUCUUGCUCCUGAAGCCAGUGGGCACGGCAGCCCCCGGGGGACAGCGUGGGCAGGGCUGGACCGGCCAGGGCUGACCGGUCAGAAAUCCCACUCUGCUCCGGCUCCGGCCCCCAGCUGGAACCCUCCCCUCUCCCCUUCCGCAGGGACAGAUCAGGCUGCCACAGGCAUGCCGGGGCCGGGCAGGGAGGCUAGAGCUGGCCUUCUCCACCGCUCCUGCCACCCGGGCCACGCCCCAGCCGGAACCCAGCGACGCUCCUGCCUGCCGUCCCCCAGGAAGCCCCUCCCCGGGGGCUGCUGGCACUGGGAGGGGCUGUGGAACCGCACCCGGAGGGAGACCCAGGAAGCCGAAUGCCCGCUGUGUGCCGUGAGCAGGAGCGCCAGCCCUGGGAGGCCAGCACGCAGGACCCCCUCGCCCCCAGGGAACCCUCCCGCCCGCGCCAGCCCCUCCCAACCCCCAGUGCCCUCCCAACCCUCUGCUGCUCACCUGAAGGCAGAUCCCAGCUUCUACAGCCUGCUGCCUCCGGAGCCGGGCCCAGCUCUUGCCCUAGCUCCCGCCCUCCCCCAACCCGAGGAUGCUAACUGUUAUGCCCCAGACCCCAAAGACCCGCCCUCUCCUCUCCUCCUCCCCUCAACCGACUCCCCGAGCCCGCAGUACCUCUGCUGGCCAGCAGGGUGGCGCUAGAAGGUGCCAGGGGUGGGGUGGGUCCCAAACAAGCUAUAGCCAAGACUUCAAUGAAUUUUUUCCUUUCCGUUCUCAUAUGCAAUAUUAGUUUAAAAAAAGAAUCGGGAGUCUUUUACGUUCUUGUCUUAGUGCUAGGAGCCCCGCCCAGGCCCUGGGGCAAAGCGGCUGAUAGCCCUGGGCCUCAAAAGCAGGCAAUUGGGGAUGGGGGGGUGGGGGAGAUGGGAGGGGCUGUUGCCCAGGGAAUUUUUACUGUUUCUCAAUACAAAGUAUUUAUACAAACAUUGCUCAUCUGGUGGUCUUCUGGGCAAUCACUGUACACAGGAAAAAAAAAUACAAUUUUUUUGCUGUUUUAUUUCUUUUGAUCAAGGAAAAAACUAAAAGGGGUUUAUUUAUUUCUUUUUAAUUUAUUUUGUCAUAUUUUUGUAAAAUCUGCAGAAAUGCAAUAAAAAAAGUAUAUUUCAACAAAG